GGGUUCAAGAACCGGCUCUCCUUCGCACUCGCUGUUGUUAUCCUUUCCACCAAGAAGGAGAGGUUUAGGGUUCUUCGAUACCGCCUGCUACCACAUGAAGCUCAAGCAGGUAGAAGGCCUUUUGGGAACCCUCCAGCAGUUCUCCAACCCAAAGGUGGAGCUGGAACAGUAUCCAACCGGACCGCAUAUUGCAUCAAGAUUGCUUUAUAUGGCUGAGAGUACAUUUGGUGACAUAAGUGGCAAGGUAGUAGCUGACUUUGGUUGUGGCUGUGGUACGCUAGGUAUUGCAAGUGCUCUUUUGGGUGCAGAACAUGUCAUAAGCAUUGACAUUGAUUCACAAGCCCUUGAAAUUGCUUCAGAAAAUGCUGCAGAUCUGGAGUUGGACAUAGAUUUCAUUUGUUGUGACAUUAAGAACUUAGGAUGGAGAGGUCAAUUGGUAAACACUGUUGUGAUGAAUCCUCCAUUUGGAACACGAAAGAAAGGGUCUGACAUGGGGUUCCUAACCAUUGCUUUGAAAGUUGCAUCUGAAGCAGUCUAUUCUCUGCAUAAGACUACAACAAGAGAUCACGUAAAGAGAACAGCCUUGCGGGAUUGCAACGCCAAAAGCGCCGAGGUAUUGUGUGAGCUUAAGUUUGAUGUGCCGCAGCUUUACAAGUUUCACAAGAAAAAAGAGGUUGAUAUAGCAGUGGAUCUCUGGCGUUUUGUUCCUUGACUCAGUUAAGGGGGGCUGAAAUUUUAUUCUCAAGUACGAGGACUCAAAAACGCUUCGGUGCAUGGUAUGGCUUAAUUGGAAUUCCAUUAAUCGGGCAAAGAUCUCUGGAUUGUACCGAGUCAUCCCAGUUGUGACAUGGCUUGUUCAUGCUGUGAUGAGGGGGAAAAGCAAACUGUUACCCGAUGAUAUUUGUAAUCAAGUAUUUCUGCAUGCUAAAUAUUGGAUUCGGUGCAAAGUCUGAUGAACAUGGCUGGUUUUUGAAUGGUAGAUUAUGUAAUGAUGAAGGCUGAUUGAGAAGAAUUCUCGAAGAAAGAAACCUGAUUGAAGUAAUGUUUGAUUUAUCAUGUGAUGAUCGCAACCAUGUUAAGAAAACUUUCAAGAGUGGAUGACUGCUGGUGGUGUUAGUAUUUUUAGUAAUUGCACUA
Molecule: messenger RNA, 1137 nt
Organism: Phoenix dactylifera (date palm)
Lineage: Eukaryota; Viridiplantae; Streptophyta; Magnoliopsida; Arecales; Arecaceae
Product: S-adenosyl-L-methionine-dependent methyltransferases superfamily protein
Biological process (GO): rRNA methylation
Molecular function (GO): nucleic acid binding; rRNA (adenine-N6-)-methyltransferase activity
Source: RefSeq, a predicted model, not a curated record